CUCCCCAGCGCGGCUGGCGCCGAGCGGCGCGGCUGCCGCCACCGCAGCCGGGACGCGAACCGCGGGGAAGCGUCGCCUUUCUCUCCCUCCCUCUCCUCCUCUUCAUCAUCCGCCCAGCGGGGCGCGGACGGCUUUUCCCCUGGAGAACGGGCAUGAGAACGGCGCGGGGUCGGCGCUGAGCGGCUGCACGGAGCCGGGCUGAGACCGGGAUCGGGACCGGAGGGAGCGGUGGUGGCAGCGCUCGCCCCGAGGCUCGGAGGCGCCGGCCGGUCACGGAGCGCGGAGCUGAUCGCGGAGCUCGGAGGUCCCGCGGGCGGAGCGGCAGCCGGAGCACACCCAGCAGCGGGCCAUGCCGGCUCGGCACCGCCGCGUGUGAGCGGCUCCCCCGGCCGAGCGGCAGCCUCGCCGAGCCGCCCCGUUGCCCCCCGCGGGGGUGCGGUCGCGGCGGGGAGGCGGCGGCGGCGGCGGCAUCGGCAUCACCACCGGCAGCACCAGCAGCGGCGGCGGCGGGGCCCGGCAUGCAGCUCUCCCCGAGCACCGCGAGCUCGGGGCCGGUGCGGCGGGCCGACCGCUGCGGCUCCCCCCGCCGCUCGGGGCCGCUGCGGGCCGCGGCGCGGGGGCCGGGCAUGGCGCGGGGCUGCUCGCACUGAGCCCGCGGCGGCGGCGGCGGCGGAGGGGAGCGGCGGGGAGCGCCCAUGGCGCGGGGCCGCCGGGUGCCGGCGCUGCGCACGCGGCUGCACGGGCUGCGGCACAUGUGCUCGCGGCGGGCGGCGCUGCCGCGGCGGGCGCUGUGGGUGCUCGCCUUCUGCACGGCGCUGGGUCUGCUGCUCUCCUGGUCCUCCAACCGCCUGCUGCACUGGCUCUCCUUCCCCUCGCACACGCAGGUGCGCACCGAGUGGAGCCGGCAGUUGGCUUUCCCCGCCGUUACCCUGUGUAACAACAACCCGCUGCGUUUCCCCCGCCUCUCCAAGGGGGAUUUGUACUACGCGGGGCAUUGGUUGGGGUUGCUGCUGCCCAACCGCACCGCCCGGCCGCUGCUCACCGAGCUGCUGCGUGGCGACGAGGCGCGGUUGCGGUGGUUCGCCAAGCUGGCCGAUUUCCGCCUCUUCCUGCCGCCCCGCCACUACGAGGGCAUCAGCGCCGACUUCAUGGACCGCCUGGGCCACCAGCUGGAGGACAUGCUGCUCUCCUGCAAGUACCGCGGCGAGCUCUGCGGGCCCCACAACUUCUCCGCGGUGUUUACAAAAUAUGGGAAAUGCUACAUGUUCAACUCAGGAGAAGAAGGACGGCCUCUUCUUACCACAGUUAAGGGUGGGACAGGCAAUGGACUGGAAAUCAUGCUAGACAUCCAGCAGGAUGAAUAUUUGCCAAUAUGGGGAGAGACAGAAGAGACGACGUUCGAGGCUGGAGUCAAAGUUCAGAUCCACAGCCAGUCGGAGCCACCAUUUGUCCAGGAGCUCGGCUUCGGGGUGGCCCCUGGAUUCCAGACCUUUGUGGCCACCCAAGAGCAAAGGCUGACCUACCUGCCUCCGCCGUGGGGUGAAUGUCGCUCGUCAGACAUGGGCUUAGACUUCUUUCCCGUUUACAGCAUCACGGCUUGCAGGAUCGACUGCGAGACGCGGUAUAUUGUGGAAAACUGCAACUGCAAAAUGGUUCACAUGCCAGGGGAUGCUCCCUUCUGUACCCCGGAGCAGUACAAGGAAUGUGCAGAGCCUGCACUCGGUUUGCUUGCUGAAAAAGACAGCAAUUACUGCAUCUGCAGGACACCCUGUAACCUGACCAGGUACAACAAAGAGCUCUCCAUGGUCAAGAUCCCCAGCAAGACUUCAGCCAAGUACCUGGAGAAGAAGUUUAACAAAUCGGAAAAAUAUAUCUCAGAAAAUAUUCUUGUCUUGGACAUAUUUUUUGAAGCACUCAACUAUGAGACGAUUGAGCAGAAGAAAGCCUAUGAAGUGGCAGCCUUACUUGGUGACAUUGGAGGCCAGAUGGGGCUAUUUAUUGGUGCUAGUAUCCUCACUAUACUAGAGCUCUUUGAUUAUAUAUACGAGCUGAUCAAGGAGAAAUUAUUAGACCUACUUGGGAAGGAGGAAGAGGAAGGGAGCCAUGAUGAAAACGUGAGCACUUGUGACCCCAUGCCAAACCAUUCGGAAACCAUCAGCCACACUGUGAACGUGCCACUGCAGGCCACCCUGGGAACACUGGAGGAGAUCGCCUGCUGACACCGCCCGACCUCUGCACAGUGCCAACACCUAAGGAAGGGAAACUGCACGGGAAAGCAGGGACCGAGCUCAGGUUUGCAACGGGGGCAAAAAAAAAAAAUAAAAAUAAAUUUUAAAAAAAUAAAUAAAAAAUAAAAAUUAAAAAAAAAAACAGGAAGAAAAUCGCUAUGCAUUAAAAUAAUAAUAAAUACAUAUAUAUAUUAUAUAUAUACUCUGCCAAAACCAAGCGAGAGGCGCCUUGGACUUGACUUGCGUUGUCCUUUCCUCUGGGGGGGUUGUCUCCAAGCUGUGAAGGCAGCAGCUCCUUUCUGAACUGUACAAAACACAGAGACCAGCACCACAGACACAGAGAAGCCCCGCCACCUCACAUACUGCCAAAUGUACAAAGCACUUGCAUGCCAGGUCUUUUUACGGCAAUCUAUCCCUAGCUGUCUUUAUAAGCUCUGUUCCUCUUUGCAGUCUCUGAUUUUCACUACAAGAAGGAACUCGCGGGCCCAGCCAUCCCCUGAAAUCACCAUUACUAACGUCGUAGGCUGAAUUAGAAUAAAGAAACAAAAAGUCGCA
Messenger RNA from Gallus gallus (chicken), 2783 nucleotides. It is a transcript of the gene ASIC2, whose product is annotated as acid sensing ion channel subunit 2. The record is from RefSeq and is a predicted model, not a curated record. Gene Ontology annotation, cellular component: membrane. Lineage: Eukaryota; Metazoa; Chordata; Aves; Galliformes; Phasianidae. Gene Ontology annotation, biological process: sodium ion transmembrane transport. Gene Ontology annotation, molecular function: ligand-gated sodium channel activity. The coding region runs from base 696 to 2219 and encodes 507 amino acids. The transcript has 10 exons.